AUGUGUGAAAAACAAUUAGAACACGAACGUGAGAUAUGUUAUGGUUGUAGAGAUUCUCCAUACGAACUAGACCAAUGGGAACAAGAAGAUUUAAAGAGAGAAUUUAGAGAAUAUGAACUCGCUAAGAUAGCAUUAGAAACUGCAGAAAAGAAGUUAAAAGUUUGGGGUCGUUUUGUACAAAAAUAUUGUGAGUAA
Trichomonas vaginalis G3 is the source of this 195-nucleotide messenger RNA. RefSeq lists its product as uncharacterized. The record is from RefSeq and is a predicted model, not a curated record. Bases 1 to 195 code for a protein of 64 amino acids. The transcript has a single exon. Lineage: Eukaryota; Parabasalia; Trichomonadida; Trichomonadidae.